Molecule: messenger RNA, 1254 nt
Organism: Diceros bicornis minor
Lineage: Eukaryota; Metazoa; Chordata; Mammalia; Perissodactyla; Rhinocerotidae
Gene: CPB1
Product: carboxypeptidase B1
Exons: 11
Coding region: 1-1254 (417 amino acids)
Biological process (GO): proteolysis
Molecular function (GO): metallocarboxypeptidase activity; zinc ion binding
Source: RefSeq, a predicted model, not a curated record
AUGUUGGUGUUCUCGGUUCUCGUGACUGUGGCCCUAGCAUCUGCUCACCAUUCCGGUGAGCACUAUGAAGGUGAGAAGGUGUUCCGUGUCAAUGUCGAAGACGAAAAUCAUGUCAGCUUACUCCAAGAGUUGGCCAGCACCAACCAGAUUGACUUCUGGAAACCAGAUUCUGCCACACAAAUCAAACCUCACAGUACAGUUGACUUCCGUGUUAAAGCAGGUGAUAGUGUCACUGUGGAAGACUUUAUGGAGCAGAAUGAACUACAAUAUGAGGUAUUGAUAAGCAACCUGGGAUCUGUGCUGGAGGCUCAGUUUGAUAGCCUGGCCCGUGCGACUGGACACAGUUACGUGAAGUACAACAACUGGGAAACGAUAGAGGCCUGGACUCAAGAAGUCACCAGUGAGAAUCCAGACCUCAUCUCUCGCAGUACCAUUGGAACCACAUUUGAAGGACGCACUAUAUACCUCCUCAAGGUUGGCAAAGCCGGAUCAAACAAGCCUGCCAUUUUCAUAGACUGCGGUUUCCACGCCAGAGAGUGGAUUUCCCCUGCAUUUUGCCAAUGGUUUGUGAGAGAGGCUGUUCGCACCUAUGGAAAUGAGAUCCAAACAACAGAACUUCUCGACAAGUUUGACUUUUAUGUCUUGCCUGUGCUCAAUAUUGAUGGUUACGUCUACACCUGGACCAAGGCGCGAAUGUGGAGAAAGACUCGCUCCACCUAUAGCGGAAGUAGCUGCAUUGGCACAGACCCCAACAGAAAUUUUGAUGCUGGCUGGUGCUCAAUUGGAGCCUCUAGCAGCCCCUGCGAUGAAACUUACUGCGGACCUGCCGCAGAGUCUGAAAAAGAGACCAAAGCCCUGGCCGAUUUCAUCCGCGAAAACCUCUCUUCCAUCAAGGCGUAUCUGACAAUCCACUCGUACUCCCAGAUGCUGCUCUACCCCUACUCCUAUGCUUACAAACUCCCAGAGAAUGAUAUCGAGUUGGACGCCCUGGCCAAAGCAACCGUGCAAGAACUUGCCACCCUGUACGGCACCAAGUACACCUACGGCCCAGGGGCCACGACAAUCUAUCCUGCUGCUGGGGGCUCCGAUGACUGGGCUUAUGACCAAGGAAUCAAAUACUCCUUCACCUUUGAACUCCGGGACACAGGCAGAUAUGGCUUUGCCCUCCCUGAAUCCCAGAUCCAGCCAACCUGUGAGGAGACGCUGCUGGCGGUCAAGUAUGUCGCCAGUUACGUCCUGGAACAUCUGUACUAG